AUGGAGCUCCCCCUGGCCCAGAUAUGCCCCCAAGGAAGCGGCCGAGCCCCUGCGCCUACCUUCAGCACCUUCCAGCCCGUGGAACUGCCCUGCAGGACCUACCAGGAUGUGGGCCUGCUCCAGGCAUCUCCUCAACCCCCAGGGGCUGCCUCCAGCCCAGAGGAUGCUGGGAAGGCCGAGGAGGGGCUUGAGGAAGGAGGCCAGUCCCUGCAGGCCGAGACCCGGGCUUGGUUCCAGAGGACCCAGGCCCACUGGCUCCUGCAGCACGGGGCAGCCCCUGCCUGGUUCCAUGGCUUCAUCACCCGGAGGAUGAGGCCAGUCUUCUCCAUCGCCCACAGGGAGGCCGAGAGGCUGCUGGAGCCCAAGCCUGAGGGAUGCUACUUGGUGCGGUUCAGCGAGAGCGCUGUGACCUUCGUGCUAACCUACAGGAGCCGGACUCGCUGCCGCCACUUCCUGCUGGCCCAGCUCCGGGACGGGCGCCACGUGGUGCUGGGCGAGCACAGCGCCCACGCGCGGCUGCAGGACCUACUGCGACACUACACUGCGUGCCCGCUCAGCCCCUACGGGGAGACGCUCACCGAGCCCCUCGUCCGCCAGACGCCUGAGCCUGCAGGACUUUCCCUGAGCACUGAAAUAUCAGACUCUGGAAACAAGGACCCACACCCUCAGUAUAGCCCGAUCGUCAAGAAGUUGCAGAACGUGACCCCCACGCCGAAGGAGGGGCCCGGGGAACAGAAGGAGCCGCCCAGGCCCAAGCCUCCCGUGGCCGUCAAGCCUCAGCUGCCCCCCGAAGUCUACACGAGCCCGGCCCCGAGGCCGCGCCCGGCCCCGCCCCCCAAGCCCUCCAACCCCAUCUACCACGAGCCUGACGAACCCAUCGCCUUCUAUGCCAUGGGGCGGGGCAGCCCGGGGGAAGCCCCCAGCAACGUCUACGCCGAGGUGGAGGUGCCGCCGGGCGCUGGGGGCCAGCCCUGCGGCCUCGGGCACCUGGCCCUGCGCAAGUGCAGGUCCAGGCCCGUCGCGGGAGGCCAGAUUCCAGGUGGCCGGCAACCGCACUCUGAGAACUCUGUGCCUGGACAAGGCCCUCCCGUGCCCCACCAGCCCCUGCCCAGCUGGGGGCACACCCUCCCCCACAAGCUUUCUAGACAGAGGACAGAGGACAAAGGACAGGCGUGGCUUCCCCUGGGGCCUCCUCAGUAG
Messenger RNA from Odobenus rosmarus divergens (Pacific walrus), 1200 nucleotides. It is a transcript of the gene SH2D2A, whose product is annotated as SH2 domain containing 2A. Bases 1 to 1200 code for a protein of 399 amino acids. Gene Ontology annotation, cellular component: cytoplasm. Lineage: Eukaryota; Metazoa; Chordata; Mammalia; Carnivora; Odobenidae. The transcript has 9 exons. The record is from RefSeq and is a predicted model, not a curated record.